Molecule: messenger RNA, 1370 nt
Organism: Triticum aestivum (bread wheat)
Lineage: Eukaryota; Viridiplantae; Streptophyta; Magnoliopsida; Poales; Poaceae
Product: metacaspase-9
Exons: 1
Coding region: 107-1138 (343 amino acids)
Biological process (GO): proteolysis
Cellular component (GO): cytoplasm
Molecular function (GO): cysteine-type endopeptidase activity
Source: RefSeq, a predicted model, not a curated record
GUCGGGGACAUUCGCACAUCUGCACACGGUAGCCUGCUGGUCUCUUCAUCCAUUGCUGAGGUGACGAAGCUAGCUACGUACAUUGGAUCGGAACACACGCAAGAAGAUGGAGGGGGAGGCGAGCAAGAGGCUGGCCACGCUGGUGGGCUGCAACUACGUGGGCACGCGCUACGAGCUCCGCGGCUGCAUCAACGACGUCGACGCCGUGCGGGCCGCCCUCGUCGCCCGCUUCGGCUUCGCGCCGGCCGACGUCGCCGUGCUCACCGACGGGGACGGGCGCGGCGCCGAGGUGCUCCCGACGGGGGCCAACAUCCGCCGCGCGCUCGCGGACAUGGUCGCCCGCGCCGCCCCCGGGGACGUGCUCUUCUUCCACUACAGCGGCCACGGCACGCUCGUCCCGCCGCGCCACGGCGACGGCGGCGCGGAGGAGGAGGCCAUCGUGCCCACCGACUUCAACCUCAUCACGGACGUGGACUUCCGGCAGCUGGUGGACCGGGUGCCGCCGGGCGCGAGCUUCACCAUUGUGUCCGACUCGUGCCACAGCGGCGGCCUCAUCGACCAGGAGAAGGAGCAGAUCGGGCCCUCCGUCGGCUCCGGCCCCGGCGCGCCGUCCGCGCGCACCGCCCGGUUCCUUCCCUACGGCGCGCUCCUGGACCACCUCUCCGCCGUCUCGGGCAUGCCUUCCUCCCACCACGUCGCCGACCACCUCGUGGCGCUCUUCGGCGCCGACGCCAGCGCCAAGUUCCACGUUCACGGCGGCGGCGGCAACGGCAGCGCCCUGUCCACCACGCCCGCACCGGCGCCAACGCCGCCGCGCCCGGACGAGGGCAUCCUGCUGAGCGGGUGCCAGACGAACGAGACCUCUGCGGACGUGCCGGCGUACGAGGCCAGCGGAGGCAAGGCAUGCGGGGCGUUCAGCAGCGCGGUGCAGAGCGUGCUGGCGGCGCACCAGGCGCCGCUGAGCAACCGGGAGCUCGUGGCGAAGGCCAGGGCGGUGCUGGAAGAGCAGGGGUUCGAGCAGCACCCGUGCCUCUACUGCACCGACGCCAACGCCGAGGCGCCGUUCCUUUCGCAGGACAAGAAGGAGGAGACAGCGGUGGGCGCGGCAAGCCCGGCCAUGUCGCCGGCGCUGCUGUAGAGCACGUUCAGCUCACGAGCUAUGGAGCGGGCAUGCGUUCCUCAUGUGUCAUGUUUUACUGUUCCCGCGCACGUCGGAUUGGAUGAGGGGCCAAACUCACGUGCUAUAUUGUUUGUGUGUGGGUCAAGUGUAUAAGUGUGUGUAUUAUAUAUACACGGAUUUGUUAUGACUCACUUGCACAUACUGAUGUGUCAUUAUUGUAGCUUCAAAGUCAUGAAAUCUUCACUUACAA